AAGGAUGGUUACUAUUCCCGAUGAUAGCUGAAUUGUCAUCAUGCUACUCUCAUGGACCAUCCACGGGUUAAGUUAUGGUCAUCGGGCCUCUGGUAGGCGCGUCUUCCUCGACGGAGCUCAGCCGGCUACCUUCAGCCUCCAAUAUUGAGUCACUCAUCUUCAUGAUCAUUUCUCUACGAGUCACGAAUUAUCGCCUUGGGAAUGCAUUCCCUCCAAUACCACUGCGCGCGACCUGGAUACACUGCAUGGACAAACGAUAUGCGAUCACGUGCCUCUUCGCUGCCUAGUUGGGCGUGCAUUGUGUAUAACGGCUUGGAAGUUCUCAUAGGCCGAGAAACCGCCCAGGAAAGCCUUGUGAAUUCAUGGGAUACUUGUCCCAACCGGAUUUGGCACAUCACGGUGUAUCGAGAAAACAAGUCUCACCAGUUGUACAAUGUUUGUAUUGUCGCAUCACUCAUGCAUCACCUACUCUAUUCAGACACCGCCUACCCCAAUCGACUCCUUUCCUUCCCAACAAUCACCAAACACUACCAAAAGCACAGCGCAAGGCAGGCACCCACCACAGUCACGUGCGCUCACGUGCCGCCCGCUGCUGCCUCCACGACCAUCGUACUAUAUAAUCCCCCAACCCGCCUCGCAACUUUUCUCUUCUUCUUUUUUUUCUUUUCUUCUUCAUCCCGGUGCAUGGGCAUUAGCUGCAGCAGUGAAGAUUCGUCUGAGCUCAGCUUUUUGCUAGUUGAAAACUACAACUAUGACCACUCGCACUUGCCCACGGGCGGGUGCGGAAUUUUUGACAAACUCCCUGAUCAACAUACAUUUCUUCAUUGAUGCCCUUUUGACUUGGUCGGGGUGUUGAGGAAGGUGCUGUUGUUUGUUUGUUUGGCUGUUUGUUUGAGUGUUUGCUUGCUUGGAAAGGUGGGUUGGAGAUGCGUUUGCAUACGGUGU
Messenger RNA from Aaosphaeria arxii CBS 175.79, 945 nucleotides. RefSeq lists its product as uncharacterized. The transcript has a single exon. The coding region runs from base 202 to 828 and encodes 208 amino acids. The record is from RefSeq and is a predicted model, not a curated record. Lineage: Eukaryota; Fungi; Ascomycota; Dothideomycetes; Pleosporales.